AUGGCUUUACUAGUGUUCAUCUUCCUGCUUGCCCUCCUCCCAGAUGAAUCUGCAAGCAUCAGAAACCCCCCCAAGACAGCAAGUAACCCUGUGUUUGGACCACGGCAGGUCUACGGGCUGAUCAACGGCUCCGUUGCUGUGAAAUGCUUCUACCCUCCCACCAGUGUCAACAGGCACGACAGGAAGUAUUGGUGCAAGGAAACAUCCAUGGGCUGCAUGACCAUGAUCUCCACCAGCAGCUACACUGCUCCAAGCUACCGAGGCAGAGCCUCCAUCAUUGACAACCCAGGGGAAGAAAACUUCCAAAUUAACCUCUCCAAGCUUACAAAGGAAGACACAGGCACCUACCAGUGUGGUAUUGGUAUCAAUGGCAGAGGGCUCUCCCACCAAGUCAAUCUGGAAGUUUCUAAAGGUCCACACGUGCCUGAGGGAGCUGAGCUCUUCUACGUGGAGCUACAUAGCACCCUGACCAUGUCCUGCAGCUUCGGGGCAGGUACUGUGACCAUGAGGAAGUUCUUGUGCAAGGUGGGGAGGAUGGGCUGCACCAACAUCAUCGACAGCCACGGGAACAUCGACGAGGAUUACACGGGGCGAGCUCUGCUGAGCAACGAGGAGACCCCGGGCUCCUUCAGCGUGGUGAUAACCCAGAUGGGCUGGGAGGACUCUGGCUUGUACAUCUGUGGGGUCGGCUUCUACGGGGAGAACGGAGAAACCAAGGAACUGGACGUGCACGUCUACGAGCAGACUAAAGUUCCUCAAGGAAAGCCCACAAUAAUUGGAGUAAAAGGAAGUUCAGCAACCUUUGAGUGCCACUAUAGCCCUGUGAAAACGUCCUCCCUGAAGUACUGGUGCAAGUGGAGGAACACGGGCUGUGCCCGGAUCAUCGACAGCGACGGGUUCGUGUCGCCGUUGUACGAGGGAAGAGUGGCCAUGCAGGACAGCCCGGGCAACAGGACCUUCAUUGUCAUCCUCAGCCAGCUGAAGGACAGUGACAAAGGCUACUACUGGUGCAUGUCAGAUGAGGAGAAGGAGCAGCAAUCCUCAACCGAGCUGAAGAUCAUUGAUGGAGAACCUGGGUUGAAGGGCAAGACAGACGUGGAGGCACAAGUGGGUUCACGGGUGGAUUUAACUUGCUCGUACCCAUGCAAGUACUACUCCUACCAGAAGUACUGGUGCAAGUGGAGCGACAGCCACUGCGACCCCAUCCUUGCUACUGACCCAAAGCAGCCGAAGCCAGAUGUUACCUGUGACACUGCCAACAAGACAGUGACCCUGACCUUGGACCCCGUGACGAAGGCAGACCAGGGCUGGUACUGGUGUGGGGUGAAGCGCAAUGGGGUCUUUGGGGAAACCAUGGCAGUGUACCUGACUGUGACUGAAGGGAGGAGUGAUGACCACAGCCUGGAGCUCCCCAGUGUUGACAGCCCCAGCCACGCCGAGCCAGGCUUUAUUCCCCAAGGAAGAGCCUCCAGCAAUGCUGGGGUGCAGGGUGCAGCUGGCUCUGAAAGCUCUGACCCAAGCCAUGGCCCCAGUGGACUUGUCUUAGGCCUGAGCAUCUCUGGUGCUGUGCUCCUGAUCCUCGUGACAGCGUUUGCUGUGUUCAAGUACAGGCAGCUGAAGACAUCUGACCUGGUGUCCGUGGGGAGCUACAGGACCAACAUCAGCAUGUCAGACUUUGAAAGCGUGAAGGGAUACGGCGCCAGCAACAACGCCUGCGCGAAGGAGAGCGAGGAGACCCAGAUGGGAGGGGACGAGUUCAUCACCACCGUGACCACCCCGGAGAGCGCUGCUGAGACAAAGAAGGCAAAAAGGAGCUCCAAGGAGGAUGCUGACCUCGCCUACUCCACCUUCCUCCUCACCUCCGGCAGCACCACCCAGGGUGGCCCCGGGGGGGACGGUGCUGCCCCAGACGUGUCCCCCCCAGCCUGGGAGGGUCAGAUCUGA
Molecule: messenger RNA, 1944 nt
Organism: Merops nubicus (carmine bee-eater)
Lineage: Eukaryota; Metazoa; Chordata; Aves; Coraciiformes; Meropidae
Gene: PIGR
Product: polymeric immunoglobulin receptor
Exons: 10
Coding region: 1-1944 (647 amino acids)
Cellular component (GO): plasma membrane
Molecular function (GO): transmembrane signaling receptor activity
Source: RefSeq, a predicted model, not a curated record